Molecule: messenger RNA, 231 nt
Organism: Penicillium egyptiacum
Lineage: Eukaryota; Fungi; Ascomycota; Eurotiomycetes; Eurotiales; Aspergillaceae
Source: the annotation of a GenBank genome assembly
AUGGAUUUCGUCAAGAAGGCUGUUGCAAGCGCUAGCGGCAAGAAGGAGGAUAAGCCUACCGACAACAACGCCCAGCAGAACGACGACUACCUUGACAAGGCCUUCGCCGCUGGCGUCCAGAAGUCUGGCUACAACAUCGACCGCAACAUGCAGGAGAAGAUCACCGACGGUGCCCGCGAGGCCUACGAGAAGGCCACUGGCAAGCCAGUCAGUGACAAGAUCUCCAACUGA